AUGAAGUACGUCGUCGUCUCGGGAGGGGUCGUCUCCGGCCUGGGCAAGGGCAUCACUGCCUCGUCGCUCGGGGUGCUCCUGCGCCAGUCGGGCUACCGCGUCACCUCCGUCAAGAUCGACCCCUAUCUUAACGUCGACGCCGGCACCAUGUCGCCCUUUGAGCACGGCGAGGCGCGCAGCUCCGCUCUAGCAGGUUCCAGGGGUGUUGCAGCCUUUGAUACUGACAUCCACACACGAUGGCCGGACCUGUGUUGCAAGGACAAAACAACGUCUCUCUGCAAGGACAUUCUGGAGCGGCCGCACACUGCUCGCUACCCCCCCUGCACUUCUAAGCCCGUCGUGCCGCACGUGACGGACGCAAUCAUGGAGUGGCUCGAGCGGGUCGCGCACCUCCCGACUGACGGAGGCCAGGGGCCGCCCGACGUGUGCGUCAUCGAGCUCGGGGGCACGGUCGGCGACAUCGAGUCGUCUCCCUUCGUCGAGGCGCUGCGCCAGUUCCAGUUCCGCAUCGGGCGUGAGAACAUGUGCUUCUUCCACGUCUCGCUCGUCCCCGUGAUUGGCGUCGUGGGCGAGGAGAAGACGAAGCCGACGCAGCACUCUGUCCAGUCCCUCCGUGCCGCCGGCCUCACCCCCGACUUCCUCGUCUGCCGCUCCGGCCAGCCGCUCGCCGCCGCCACGAAGCGCAAGCUCGCCCUCUUCUGCCACGUGCCUCCCGAGCACUGCAUCGGCUGCCACGACGUGUCAAACAUCUACCGCGUGCCGCUCCUGUUCGAGCACCAGGGCCUGACAGGCGAGCGGGCCACAGAAGGGGGGGGUGUAAAGGCCCUCGCCGCCGAGUGGACGUCCCUCGCGGAGCUCGUCGACUCGCUCACGCUCGACGUGCACAUCGCCGUCGUCGGCAAGUACACCGAGCUGUCCGACGCCUACCUCUCCGUCACAAAGGCGCUGAUGCACGCGUCCUUCGCCGUGGAGCGCAAGCUCCGGAUCAUGUGGAUCGACUCGGCGCACCUCGACGAGACAACGCUCGCGUCGGACCGGCUAGCCUACGACGAGGCGUGGUCCAAGCUGCGGCGCGCAGACGGCGUGCUGGUGCCGGGAGGCUUCGGGAUCCGCGCCGUGGAGGGAAAGAUGCUCGCUGCAAACUACGCGCGCGAGAACGGCGUGCCUUACCUCGGCAUCUGCCUCGGCUUCCAGAUCGCCGUCAUCGAGUUUGCGCGGUCGGUGCUCGGCGUCAAGACUGCCCACUCGGCGGAGUUCGACGAGAAGUGCGCCACGCCGCUCAUCAUCUUCAUGCCCGAAGGCAGCCGCACUCAGAUGGGUGGGACGAUGCGGCUCGGCGCGAGGAAGACAAUGCUCCGCUCGCCAAAGUGCCUCACCGCGCAGCUAUUAGGCGCCACCGCCUUCGACGAGCGCCACCGCCACCGGUACGAGGUCAACCCGGCCUACGUGCAGCAGCUCGAGGCGGCCGGCCCAGCAUUUUGUCCGGGACUAGGCGAGCGGAUGGAGGUCUUCGAGCUACAGGGCCACCCCUUCUUCGUCGGCUGCCAGUUCCACCCCGAGUUCAAGUCGCGGCCGAUGAAGCCGUCGCCGCUCUUCCUCGGCCUCCUCCGCGCCGCCUCCAAAGCCGCCACGGCCAAGCAGCCCUAG
This is a messenger RNA of Emiliania huxleyi CCMP1516, 1647 nucleotides long. RefSeq lists its product as hypothetical. Gene Ontology annotation, molecular function: identical protein binding; CTP synthase activity. NCBI's taxonomy places the organism in Eukaryota, Haptophyta, Isochrysidales, Noelaerhabdaceae. Bases 1 to 1647 code for a protein of 548 amino acids. The record is from RefSeq and is a predicted model, not a curated record. The transcript is spliced from 8 exons. Gene Ontology annotation, biological process: pyrimidine nucleobase biosynthetic process; CTP biosynthetic process.